AUGCCCGCGACCCUCGCUUCGGCUCCGCUCACUGCUGUCGGCCCCCUACAUCCCGCCUUCGCCCGCAGCCUUCCUCCCGCCUCGCGCUCCGCCUCGCGGCCGACGCCCUGCCGCCGCUCACUCGCCGCCCCGCUCCGGCCUCCCUCGCCGCGGUCCGCCUCCCUACGCUGGCCGCUCGCCGCGGCUCGCAUCGCCGCGCCCGCACCGGCCACGGCCGCCAUCGCGCUCCGGCCACGGCCUCGCCUUGCGCAGCCGCUCACCGUCGCCGUUGUGUCCCGCCUCCGCCUGUGCUGCUCGCGCGCAGCGCCACUCCCCUCACCACCUGCGCCAUACUCGUCGCCCUCCCCUGCCCGGCUCCACUCCGGCCUCCUUGCUGGCCGCCUGCGUCGCUGCCAUUGGCGCUGGCAUUCGCCUCUGGCCUCGCCCCGCUACGCCCCACCGCGCCUUUCCACCCACAGCGCCGGCCACUGCCGCUGCUCUGCUGCCGUCGCUGCUGCUCUAGCUGCUACUCCGCUGCCGUCGCGCAUGUCUCAACCCACGCCCUGCUCCCCGCAGCGCGCGCCAAACUGCCACGGCCCCUGCUGGCUGCGCCCGGGGCCGCCACCCACGCCCGCAUGCGCCCCCUGUCGCGCUCGCCGCGACCUUCAUCCCCCGCGCGCGCACAACCCUGGCCACGCCACGCCCGUGACCCCCGCUUCAGCUCCGCUCACUGCUGUCGGCCCCCUACAUCCCGCCUUCGCCCGCAGCCUACCUCCCGCCUCGCGCUCCACCUCGCGGCCGACGCCCUGCCGCUGCUCACUCGCCGCCCCGCUCCGGCCUCCCUCGCCGCGGUACGCCUCCCUACGCUGGCCACUCGCCGCGGCUCGCAUCGCCGUGCCCGCACCGGCCAGGGCCGCCGUCGCUCCGGCCACUCGCCGCCGCCGUUGCGUCCCGCCUCUGCCUGUGCUGCCCGCGCGCAGUGCCACUCCCCUCGCCACCUGCGCCACACUCGUCGCCCUCCCCUGCCCGGCUCCACUCCGGCCUCCUCGCUGGCCGCCUGCGUCGCUGCCAUUGGCGCCGGCGUUCGCCUCUGGCUUCACCCCGCUGCGUCCAAUCGGGCGCUCAAAUGCGCCCGUAAACCGUCGCCCGCACGCCCGAACCCGAUAG
This is a messenger RNA of Aegilops tauschii subsp. strangulata, 1146 nucleotides long. Lineage: Eukaryota; Viridiplantae; Streptophyta; Magnoliopsida; Poales; Poaceae. The record is from RefSeq and is a predicted model, not a curated record.